Molecule: messenger RNA, 2496 nt
Organism: Leishmania braziliensis MHOM/BR/75/M2904
Lineage: Eukaryota; Euglenozoa; Kinetoplastea; Trypanosomatida; Trypanosomatidae
Exons: 1
Coding region: 1-2496 (831 amino acids)
Molecular function (GO): protein binding
Source: RefSeq, a predicted model, not a curated record
AUGCGGUCGCAGCGGGUGCAGCUGCACAAAGCACCAGAUAAGCGGCAGCGCCGUCCGCACGUCAUGACCGAAAAAUCUGGCUUCAACUCUGUCCGCGCCUACAAGUUGGACAUGGAAGAGGUAUCCAAAAUACCAGCCUCUCUGAAUCUGAGCGAGCUUCAGGAGUGGGAGGCGACACAGGCACAGGAGAGGCGUGUGCAGCGGUGCACCGUGCAUGCCGCCGCGUCCCCGACAGCGAGCCCUCCGCGGAUGUCUGCGUCUGGCUCGUCUCCGUCAUUGGCUGGUGCUACAGCUGACUCGCUUCACGCCGCCGGUCCCGUACGAGAGGACACGCGCACCUACACGGAGCUGCUUGACUGGUACUCGAUGCACGAGUUCAUCAUACGCAAGGGAAAGACGCUACGCAACACGCCUGAGUUUGCCUCCUUCAAGCGGCACUACGCGUCAAGCUGGAGCGAGGUAGAGCGCCUUAUCGAGGUACUGGAGGAGAUGCUGCUGAGCUACAGUGUUGAGCUGGUCUACGUGGAUGGUAAGCGGCUCGCCCAGCUGGCCUCUUAUCAGGCGCCCGACUUAAUCUCUACGACGGAGAUGCUAGAGUGCAUCACGAACGCCGAGGAGGUGCUCCCCUUGCUCAUGGAUGCGUCACGCCCGUACCGCUACGGCCACCAGCGUCAGCAAGUGGCGUCUGCCAAGAUCCAGUCGACGUGGCGCAUGUAUCGGCAGCGCAUCGCCUACAUCCACCUGCUGAUCGGCACCCGCGCUGCUAUUUCCAUUCAGCGACAGUGGGCAAUGUACCGCGCACUCUGCCUGACGCGUCGCACCAUUCGUUCCUUCCGCGAGACUCGCAUGAAGCAGUGGCAAGAGACGAUGAGGGAAUUCAGGGCUGCAUGGCCGCGCAUUGAAGAGAGCCGUCGCACGGUAGUUCACCUUCCUUCUCUUUCUUACCCCACUUACCAAGCGAAGAGGAUGCCCUUCUACGAAGCGAGGCAGCUGGGGCAGCUAACACGACUGAGCAUGCUAGUGGACCCGCGCGUGCAGCUUGUCGUUGUGGUGCCGGUGAGGCCGGAGGCGGAGGUGCAACAGUAUUACACAAGUCUGCUUGCUGAGAGCGGCGUGCCAACUGUCGCCGGUCGCUUGACGUUUGUGGUACCCGAGAACACACAGCGGCUUCCUGCUGGGAUGAGUCUCACACGUAUAGUGCUGCUCUCCCCGCGUCUCCUAAAGCUGCUCUCUGCCCUGUGUACUGGCAAGCCAGCCUACAUCGUACCCGGCGUCGUUGGGGCAGAAGAGCUGACAUUGGCAACGCAGCUGAACAUACCGCUGCUGUCGUCAGAGCCACGUCUGGUGCAGGGCUACGGCUCCAAGAGCGGUUGCAAGCGCUUACUGGAGGCUGCGGACGUUCUGACACCUCCCGGCGCGACGCAGCUGCACUCUAGAACGAACCUCUUGCAUGCCUUGACGGGCCUCAUCCUCAGUCGCCGCGCAGUCCAGCGUUGGCUGAUCAAGUUGGAGAACGAGUUUGGCAGUCAAGGCCACGCAUACCUCGACGUGAGCCGCCUACGUUCUCUGCAGGGUGUGGACUCUGGGGCUAGCUCCAUCGACGCCGCGUCCCAUGCCGCGCUGAGCGCGGCGGUGUUUCAUGAGUUGGAGGUACAUGGUGCGAAGCGCAUGCGGCUCUUGCAUCCAAGCAGCUACCCCAACUGGGAGGCGUACCUCACCAUGUUUGACACCGUGGGUGGAUGUGUCGAGGCCGUUCUGCCCGGGCUUUGCGCCUCUGUCACGGCAAACUUGUUUGUCGCCCCUUCUGGUGUGGUGCGGAUUGAGUCCGUAGUAGAGCCGCUUCUGGCCCCGGCCUUCACCGCGAUGGGGUCACUCUUCCCAUACCGCACCAGUGUGCCGUACGCGGCGGUACGCGGCGCUUCUCUCAGCCUUGGCCAGGCGGCGUAUCGCAAGCGUAUUAUAGGCUACCUGUCGGUCGACUUCGUGGUCACCAACGAAGUCGACGCCGAGAACACUGCUUCUUCCUCUUCUCAGCCGCGGCUCUGGGGUGUAGACGUGGACUUCGGGCUUACUACGCAGGCCUCUGUGCAUGCGCUCGCCAGUGUCUUCAGCGGCAGUGUGUGGGACGAGAAGGAAGGCUCCUGUGUGAACCAGAGCACCGGCAAGCCGCUCGUGUAUGUGUACAGCGGCGUUCUGUACAACCCGUACAUUUCCUCUAUUCGCCACUCCUCCUUCUUUUCCCUCUGCCGCAAUCGAGGGCUCGCAUACGACUGCAGUCGCCAAUCGGGGAUCGUCUUCCACUUCCUCAACGUCCUGCUGUGCAAUUGCCUCGGUGUACUGUCGGUCGGCUCUGGGGAGGAGCGUGUGGUACAGCAGAUAACAGAAUUCCAGGCGCUCCUGAACAUGGAGCUUCCCGCUCAAGGUCAGCAUUCGGCUGACAGCAACUGCGUGUACUUUGCUUCCCUCGUCCGACAGCUCUCGCAGUUCUUGGCGUGA